Scylla paramamosain (green mud crab) is the source of this 4877-nucleotide messenger RNA. RefSeq names its product LHFPL tetraspan subfamily member 7 protein-like. The transcript has 3 exons. Gene Ontology annotation, cellular component: membrane. Lineage: Eukaryota; Metazoa; Arthropoda; Malacostraca; Decapoda; Portunidae. Bases 541 to 1167 code for a protein of 208 amino acids. The record is from RefSeq and is a predicted model, not a curated record.
CGGAGCGGGGGCACUGCGGCAGGCAGCGUGAGCCAGUGUCUCUCCAGCUAUGUGAGUGGGAGGUUGUCUGCGCGCUGCACCCUCACCCGCACACGUGGAACUCUUAUCCACGUAGGGCUUCAGCUUGCUAUAUGUAUCAAAUUCUUCAUUAACUAUAGUGCUCCCGGAAACAUCUCCAUCUGUGCAGUGACUGGCAGGACAAAGCCACAGUGGUGUUGCCUCAUUGCGGUAUUAUGCAAUAGUUUACUUGGACUGUUUAGUAAGAACGCCAGCUGGUGGUUUCCCCGGACGCCUGCUGUCUGAUCCAGGUGGCGUGGACUGCAAACCCAACCUCGGCAAAAAAGAAACAAAGGAAAAUUCUCGACCGGAGACCAGCGUCAGGUGGUGUAAUUGAAGUAUGUGUAAAAAAGAGAGGUUGGCCGGGCCGCCCAGGCUGUAGGGCAGAGUGAGGGCGCGGGCGUGAAGAACUGGGACCUGCAGAGCUCGGUAGUGAGUCAUGGCUGCAGCGUGAUGGUGGGUGUGGCCAGUCCAUAAUAUGUAAUGAAGGUCCGUGGCUGGACGUGGGCCACGUCAUGGGCGGUGGUGGGCCUGUGGGCGUCUGUCACACUCCUGGUGGCCAUGGCCUCGCUUGCCGCUCUCUUCACACCCACGUGGUUCGUGAGACAUUCACCCUCCCCUCCUGUCAUGUUCGGAGUCUGGGCCUGGUGUCGGGGCGGCCUCAACGACCAACGAUGUGCAGCUGUCGGCCAAGGUGUCGGGGACGCCGACGGUGCUCUGCCCUCUGCGGUGUGGGUGAUGGUGGGGGCCGUGUAUGGUGGAGGUGGGGCACUACUGGCAGUCACUGGCCUCGCUGCCCUCCUCACUCCCAUCCUUCCCACUACUCACGCACGCGCCGCACUCGCCCACGUCGCCGGGAACAUCCAGGCAGCCGCAGUGUCGCUGCAGGCCGUGGGUCUCGUCUUGUACCCGCUGGGUCUGGGGUCGCCCUUCGCCCGCCUUCAGUGUGGAGACUCUGCUUCUGUGUAUGCGUCAGGGAGCUGCGAGCUGGGCUACGCCUAUAUGUUGGCGCUGGUGGCCACUGCCCUAGCGGCCUACUGUCCUGUGCUGGCCAGGCUCGUCACCUACAAGGAUUACACGGACUACUGGUCGAACCUUAACUAUAUGUGAUGUCCCUGUGUGCCCCGAGGUAACCUCGCUGGGCACAGUAAUGAUAACUCUCCUGCUGAGGAAUGUGACGGCAAGUUUUAGCAAUCUCAGUGCUGUUCAUGAAUAUCAGUGGCAAGUACUGGUGACAGAAGAGGAAUAUUUCAGCCAACUAAUAAAAGACUCAGUGAAUUUGUUGGUCAAACUGCGCAAAUGAAAAUACAGAAAAAGAUCUUGGUUCGUAGCAGACGUUUUGAGCAGCACUUCCUGGUAGUGUGAGAGAAGGGAACGUCAAGCGCAACAGUUUUUUGUGUUGGUGUGGUGCACCAGUAGAUGGACGUCACAUGACUGUAUACACGAACAUACAAGCGAUAUUAUACAGAAACGACCCCUGAAGGUCGCGGUGAUGCUCUGGCAGCUGACGUCAUAUCUAGAUGUAAGCGAGUGUGCAUUCACCAGAUGACGGUGUGUGGGGAACUUUGUCGCACCUGCUCACUCAGCUAGAAUUUAUAGAGAACGUGGGGGUUUCUGGCGACUCCUCAUUAUGCGAACUGGAAGGAAAUAGAGCAGAUAUUUCAUUGAAACAAAAGUGUACUGAAGUUGUUUGUAUACGUUUAUCUUGUGGCGUUUCUUAAAAUGGUAGCAUUAUUCUGAGUGCCACUCGCAACAUGUCCUUCGUGAAGAUGGGCAUUUUUUACUUGCAAGUAGUGUUGUCGGUACAGCACAGUAGAGCCGCUCACUGCUAGGGAACGAAUUUCAUCCCCAUUCAGAGAUGCGCACUGACUGAUGAAACAUAAAGCCACUGAUAUAUCACACAGAAGCUCAAACAACACCAAAGGACUGUUUGAUUUAUGUUUCUCCACUGACACCGAAGUGGGUCUGCCACAUUAGUAAUUUCUGACCCCGACUAUUGACUUAGUGACGCCAUCCAACUUCCGAGUCUCUUAGUCCACUAGAUAUUGUGCCACACUCCCGCCUGUCGCGAGCCUCUAGAAACCAGAAGGAAAUGGUUACUGAAAUUAAAUUUAAUAUUGCCGUAGGAUGGAAGAAUGAUCGGGGAAACAUUGCCCUGCCGAGAUGGAAGAACUUUAGGAAAGCAUUGUGGCAAAGUUAAGAAUACUGGAUGUCUAUUAUGGUGAUUUUAAUGAGUCAUGACGGGAAAAAGGCGAUAAUGGAACUGUUGCCAACCAUUUCAUUAAGCAAGCAAAAAACAAGUCACCGAGACUUUGACUUGUUAGCUAUACAGUAAUUUAUUCUAUUUGUUUAUCAUUACGCUUGAUACAAUGUAUUAAUAUAUUUGACCCCAUACAUCGUGCAGAUGACACUGGGAUGAUGACGGCGUCACUGUUGCAGGAGAUGUCACUAAGAUUUUGCAGAACAAAGAAAAGAUGUGUUUUGAAAGUUUGUGUAUGAGAGAGAGAGAGAGAGAGAGAGAGAGAGAGAGAGAGAGAGAGAGAGAGAGAGAGAGAGAGAGAGAGAGAGAGAGAGAGAGAGAGAUGUGUUCAUAACAAAUUAUCGUUAGAAAUACGUAAAAUAAUUUUCCACACUUCGGAAAAGGAAGGGAAAAGGAAGAGGAAGAGGAAACAGACAGCCUUGCAGUCGCGAUGAGCGUCACGCCGAGUAGGAACACCAACCCGCCCCUCACCCAGCUCCGGUUAGGCUCCACGUCGAGACUUGUGAGCGGGGUUGCUUCCCCGCCGGGCGCGCAGCCAGACAAAUAGGGUCUCAUUAGGAGUUAAUUGAAGAAUUUGCAUGUUGAUUCUAUGGUGAAUUUAUCCUGCGCAUCUGAGCGUAGACGCCGCCAGCAGCUCCAACACUUGUCGGAAUGGAAGCUACUCCCUGCAACAGAUGCAGUGUUUCCAUUUACUCCCAACCUUCAAGUUUUCGUUCACAAUGCUGUAAACUUCUAGACGUUAUAAUCUUACAACCUCUUGUUGUCUUAACCAUUACAGCCCAUUGUGAUUUUUUCUUAUGAAAGCCACGCGUAGUAUGUUGUUUGAGCAACUUGUUUGACAAAAUCCACGAGAAAUUCGUGGACUAAUGGCUACUACUCAGCUGUCUAGGUUUCAAGGAAUUAAUGAGUGUAAAGUGUCAUGCAUCACAUUUGUCCACUGUGUUGUUGUUGUCUCACGUCACUUGGCUCCCGAUGUCAUUACAUCUUGUUAUGUCAAAGUUACAUAAAAGGAAAAAAAAAAAAAACACAUGGAGCCUGCGAGUACUUGAGGAAAAAUGUUGUCUUCUAAGUAAAAAUAUAAAUUUGUUUUACACUUGGGUGAGUUCAUCGAGCUGUUGGUUGAAAAAAAAAUAAGACGUUAUCUGUCGUAAGUCAUGUCCCGUGGAUGAUACGAUCAGGGGCGUGGAGGAGCUGCCAGAGCCAGGUGUACCGGGCUUCACGCGCCACAUGUGCACUAGCAGAGCAAAACAGACCGCUCCUCAAGCGUGCGCAAGCUUAAGAUAAAAUUGAUGCAAACCACAAGACUUUCAGCUUAACUCCUCAUCACCACAUUAUUGAGAAAGGGAGAGAAUUACGGAAUUAUUGCAAUGAAUGUAGUUCAUCUUUCUACUGGCCUAGAUAUGUCUUUUAUUUCAAAUUUUUGUCCUCUGUAAUCCGCUAAUUAUUGAGUCACGCCCUGGUCACCGUCGCCAUCAUUAUCAGAAACGUCCACACCGCCAGCAGCCUUCAUUUGUACAUAGUGAGUGGUGACCCUUGUCAGUCACCUGCGUGAUGCCGCCGCCCCUACCUGUCCCACGCCUCGGGCCGCAGAACUGUUGAAAAUCCCUAUUUGGAACCACUUUAUCAAACACACACACACACACACACACACACACACACACACACACAGACUCACUCACACACACACACACACACACACACACACACACACACACACACACACACACACACACACACACACACACACACACACACACACACACACAAACUCACUCACACACACACACACACACACACACACACACACACACACACACACACACACACACACACACACACACACAUUGGUGGACGGAUGCGUGGUGUCCUGAAAACUUGCCCCGAAAAAGACACAUUUCAUUUCCUCCUUGACGCUGAGGUUCGUUGCUGAGGACCAGGAGAUCGAAUAUCGAAUGCCAAAUAGUAACCGCUAGUCAUAACCGCGGCGCUGGGGACGACCUCUGAGCGUCAGGCGUCACAAGCGUUGUCAGUAAUGUAUCACAAAUAUAGCGAGUCAUGAAUGACCUUGGGUACCUCAGGAAGCUAUAGAGGAUGAGGCUUUAUCUUAGCGAAGUCCGACGUUGUCCGUGGGAAGUGAGGGUGUGCAAGCAACAGCAAUCAUCCCUUUAGUACUCAAUUCCUAAUGUGUUGUAUGCAUUCAAAAAUAUUCAGUGUACAAGAGUAUUAAACUGAAGGGAUUAUUUUUCCAAUCGUGUCACAACUUCACUCUCACUCGUCACUUCAACGUCGGCUCCCUAAAUGGCUUUUGUAAGAAAGCUGUACUACAUAUCUUUUUUGUAAUAUUAUAGUAGGCUAGUGCUGUCCUAUAUGACAGGAAAGACGCUUGGAUGCCGGCGUCUGUGAGAAAACAAGUAAUGAGAUAAUUUUAGGUGCCAUUAAUAUAUUUGGUUCAGAGUAAUUUUCUGAGAAAGGUGUUACCUGUAAGAUCAAGUACUAUUCUAGUAUAUAGGAAGACGUUUUAUAACCAAAAUAUGAAAAUAAAUUAGAGAAUAUGUGUCGA